CUUGUUCGUUUUCCGAUCUUCCCAAACAAUAUGGCGAACUUGAAGCACGCUUUAGACGGUCCAGAAUCUGUAAAAAUGUCCGGAGAAGUUCCCAAAGGCGACAUUCAGCUCGGACCGACUGCAGGUUCGGGACUGUGCUCAGCUCCGUCGUUUACGGCCGCCGCCGAGCUGUUGUCGGCGCCGUACUCGUGCCUGGUGAUGGACACGCGCAGAAGGCACGUCGUCCUACCGCCAAUGUACCUGCAGAAGAAGAAAACAGGCAUCCAGCAAGAGCUCGGAGCGGAGCUUUUUAAAUUCUCACACAGUCUGAAGGGUGUACUUCUAGCUUAUGACAAUAUCAGGAUCGUAGGCCACCACGGAGACAUCUAUGAUGACAGCGGUUAUAUCCACAUGGACGUAGAAGCCGAGUUUAUUGUGUUUCAGCCAAAGCGAGGGCAGAAACUACUGGGUAAGGUGAAUAAACUUGGGGUAAGUCAUGUUGGUUGCCUGGUUCACAACUGCUUCAAUGCAAGCAUUCCCAAACCCAGCCUGGUGUCUGUGGACACAUGGCGGGAUGCAGGACCGAGGGUCGGGGCGGAGCUUGAGUUUGAGGUGGUGUCACUCGAUGCCGACACGGCUGGUGUUUUAUUAAUCAGAGGACGGCUGAGCAAGAACAGGAUUCAGGAAUUGGUGGCUCUGAGUGAGACAUCGGAGUCCAGUGGAGUCCAGCCACAGCCGCCGGGCACACAACCAAGUCCAGAACCCGCUCCGGGCUCUGCUGAUGACACGCCCAAGAAGAAGAAGAAGAAGAAAAAGAACAAGAGCAAAGUUAAAGAGGAUGAAAUAGAAGAGACUCUAGCAGUUACAGAAGAAGACAGUGCGUCUCUCGAGAUAAAUGGAAUAAAGUGUAAAAGUAAUGAGAGUGAAGCUGUUGAGAAAAAAAGGAAAAAGAAGAAGAAACACCUGAAGGAUGAGCCAGAGGAGCACGUCGUCUCUCCCACAGAGCUCCACCAUAGUGACUGCUGUGGCUGUGUUAGCCACACGCCAAGUAAGAAGAGGAGCCACGACACUGACUGUGAUACAGAAUUUAAGUCCCCAAAGUCCAAAAAGAAGAGGAAAAGUGACAUUGAACAAUUUGUUUGAAAAACUAAUGACAGUGUUUGGAUAUCCAUUGUGUUGUCUAUAAUUACAGAGGUAUUACUAGCAAGCUAGUACCGACGUGCCUUAAUGAUUAGAAACUGUAUUUAAUCAUGACCAUGUCUGCUUAAAUUCAAACAAUGGGGCACGCACACAAGAGGAGACUUUUUUGCGUUGUGCAGCCUCAUUUGUAGGUUUGAAUCAAAUGAAGUGCAUGAAAAAUGCAUUUGUAUUUAGCCUGCAUUUCCCCAUCAUCGCCUGGUGGGGGAGUAAAAGUCCAUCCACACUGGGGAAAGAAAAGUGAAACCAUACAGGAGCUCUGUGAGGUGUUUGUUUUCCCUCUUUCUAACUAAUCAAGCCAAAUGUGUGAUAGUUCAAUGCUGUACUUGUUUUUAUAUUUGUGCAUGGAAGGAAGAGAGUUAAACUAGUAC
Thalassophryne amazonica is the source of this 1547-nucleotide messenger RNA. RefSeq names its product RNA polymerase I subunit F (gene polr1f). The record is from RefSeq and is a predicted model, not a curated record. NCBI's taxonomy places the organism in Eukaryota, Metazoa, Chordata, Actinopteri, Batrachoidiformes, Batrachoididae. Gene Ontology annotation, cellular component: RNA polymerase I complex. The transcript is spliced from 4 exons. Gene Ontology annotation, biological process: DNA-templated transcription initiation; DNA-templated transcription. Bases 31 to 1122 code for a protein of 363 amino acids.